GGUAAAGAAGACAUGACUACUAAUACCAAUUACAAAAAGUUGCAAAUUGAUUUCUUGAGAUGGGCCGCGCACGGUUUAUGCGAUGAUGCCGGUAGAGAGCGUUUUCAGCCAUGUACUUUUGACUUACCCGAUCUGGUAAAUCUCUUACAAGCGAUUGGGUUUCGAAUGCGUAGGGCUGACAUCCAGUUGGAACAGUCGCCGUUGCGUGGAGGCCAAAACGGGUCGAAGGUCGUUAUUAGCUGCACGAAUUCAGGACAAAGAUGCAUCCUUGAGCAACCCAAUGAAAACUGCAGUUGCAUCAAACAAUCCGUGGAUAAUGCCGCAAAAGAUAGCUUCUGGGAGAUUGUCGCAACGUCGAGGGAAGUUGGAAAUAGUUUCUUGGAAACGGGCUGUGCCAUUUUUCCAUCUUUGUCGAAAGACAAAUUGUGUUUUGUUCGUAACAUUUUGGGUUACCUUUUGAAAGCCAUGAAUGAACCAGAGAGUGUUAUCGAAGAUUCAAUGAAAACUCCAAUUCGACGAUCCAUAGGAAAACGUGUUGGAACUCCAAAACAAUACGAUUCCCCAUCCAGGUAUCGAUCUUUGGAUACGCUUUUAGUAACAGACGAGGCAUUGCCGAAACCAGGAAUCCUCUUACCAAAAAUGAACCUAUCUGAUUUGAGCCCCACAAUUACGCAAUCCAGUCCAAACAUAAAACUUGAUGUUUCUAACAACGAGCCGGAUUUUAAGUGCGAUUCAGUUCCAAGAGCAACGUAUUUAGUAAAUAAAGCGACGGAUUUGCUGAUGGAAGCCCGAGUGCUUAUGAACAACAAGAGUGUUUCUGAUUGUACCGAGAAGCAUUCCACCAUUCUCCAUUCUGCAACUAAAAACUUUAAGAAAUUGAUAUGUACUUCGAAACCGCCAAAUUCUACCACCAACUUGAUGGUUUCCAUACCCAAUUUAUCGAAGAAGAAAACCUCCAGCACAUCGUCCGUAAAUUCGACUGACGGUGAGUUUAAGAUUCCCACGAAGGUUCCAAACAAGGCUGUGAAAAUCGUCAAGAGGCCCGACGUUCCGCACCCGGAAGCGGCUUCCAAGAGAAUAAGUAAAUAUGCUCACGUCAAAUCUACAAUUCCCAAAAUUGGCGAUAAAAAGAAAUGAUCUUUUAAAUUGUGCUAAAACCUCAAUUAAUAUAUCAUGUAUUAUUAUUAAUGAAAUGAUUAUAAUCUACAAUACUUGUUAAGUUUAAAAUUUCUUUAUAAAUGGAUCUUAAUUUAAUAAAUCUAA
This is a messenger RNA of Nicrophorus vespilloides, 1263 nucleotides long. RefSeq lists its product as uncharacterized. The transcript is spliced from 5 exons. NCBI's taxonomy places the organism in Eukaryota, Metazoa, Arthropoda, Insecta, Coleoptera, Silphidae. The record is from RefSeq and is a predicted model, not a curated record. The coding region runs from base 13 to 1137 and encodes 374 amino acids.